Molecule: messenger RNA, 363 nt
Organism: Lactuca virosa
Lineage: Eukaryota; Viridiplantae; Streptophyta; Magnoliopsida; Asterales; Asteraceae
Source: the annotation of a GenBank genome assembly
AUGGGUGAUCCUAUUAACUUGUCUGGUGAUGAAGGUGAAGAGGAGAUUGGAAGUGUUCCAAAUAAAGAAAAAGUUCUAUCGGGGUCUAAAGCUUCUAAAGCUGCUAAGGAGAAAGUAAAGAAAGUGAAACCAAACUUAUCUGGUAACCCUUUGAAACGCCAACCCAUUAAUACCAAGUCCAAGGCAAAUGAAAGCUCACCUCCCUCUCCUACAGUUGAUGAAAAGUUAUCUGACACAUAUAUGACGGAUUUUGAUGAAUUCUUUAGCUGCGAGUUUACCACCGAUGGCAAAUAUGAAUUGGAAUCGUAUUUAGAAGAGCCAAAAUUACCUCGUAUGUGUGAUUUGAAUGUGUUGGAGUAUUGA